Messenger RNA from Pocillopora meandrina, 23062 nucleotides. Lineage: Eukaryota; Metazoa; Cnidaria; Anthozoa; Scleractinia; Pocilloporidae. The record is from the annotation of a GenBank genome assembly.
AUGAAACUUCAUCAGGUAUUAACAGGGGCGACGAAUACAUUCGACGACAAGGCUGCAAUCGCCGUUGGCAGUGUAGAUGAUCACCCUUUCACGGUACAGUUCGAGCUGAAUAAUUUAAUUACUGGUUUACGGUUUUGAUCAGAAAAUAAUGAAUUCAGAGGAAGGCAGAUGUCAACAUAUCAAUAAUGGUACCACUAUGAAUGAAUGACAAUGUUUAUUUCGACUUCAAUCAUAAGAAAUACCUCGUAAAUUUGCUUAUAAAUUGAUUUUUAGCCCAGUAACUAAAUGACUCUAGAGAUCGAUAUAUAUCAUUUUAAAACUUUUCUUUUUGUUACAGUAAGCUUUGAAAAUGCUAUCAGGUCUUAAACUAUAUUAUAGAAAUUCAGGCUAAUCACAGAAGCCUAAAGCAAAUUUUUUUAUGCUCUUUAUCGACGUGAAAUAUAUUCCAGAAAUAUAUUCCAUGAACACUGAAUUGAGAUUAUAGUCUGACAUACGUUUGUUUGCUUUGUAUUUGGUAUUCUUUGUUUUCCAAGGCCUAUGCAUCUGGCUGUGAUGUUGUUAUCCUGUUGAGUGGCUUCACUCGAGUGCAGAUUAUUCCUGGUUCACUGUAUGGUUAUAAAGAAGUUAGCUGUAUUGACUGCUGUGAUUCUGAUGGAAAGGUACAUUUGUGCAAUGAAAUCAAAGCAGUGUUACAGUAGAGUGCUUUUCAAAUGAGUGUUGUAAAACAAAAAUCAAAGAAAUUACAAUAGCCAAUCAUAGCCUUGCAUCAGCAUGCCCUGGAGAUAUGAAGCAUGCAAAAAGUUUGGAGAGCAUGAAAGAAGCUCUAUUUAGGCUUGGGGAGGCUUAGCAGAGAGUAACUCUAGCUUUAUCAGUGGUAUAAGUGUUGUUUAAAGAGAAUUUUUUUCUACGACACUUGAUUUAUGUGCACUGUAGGAAUAUGAAGGAUGUCUGCACAAUUAAAUCUGAGACAAAUUAUCAUUAUUUUUUAACAGAUUGCAGCAUCUUAUGGAAAACAGGUUAUCAUAUUUGAUGCCAAAUCAGCAACAGCUGGUAACAACCAUGUAUGUCAGUAUAUAUACUUACUGUAUUUCUUAAGUUUGAUUUAAUCAUUUAAGGUUGAAGUUUUUCAGACUAUGAAUUUGCACUUUUGCUUGUUUUUUAGGGCUUUCCUUUUCAUUGGGAAAAAUCUGCAGAACUUUGCCUAAACUUUAGGAUUACUUGUUUGUCGUGGAACAGAGAAGGUAUUUCAACUGUGUUUGGAUAUUAUAGUCCUUAUUAUUAUUAUUAUUAUUAUUAUUAUUAUUAUUAUUAUUAUUAAUCUUAAGAAUGACAUCAAGCAAGGGCUGCAAGAAUCAUUCUGAAGGAAAGUAGUCUUAGUUGCCAUCCACUGUUAUGGCAACUAAGUUGGAAGUCCCUUAAGGGGUGUUCUACUAUGCACAAUUUAACUUUUGUUUUUAAGUGUUUCCAUCACAUUGCUCCAGAUCUUUUUAAGAGUUAUUUUAUCAAGUCUUUGCAUGUUUAUUCCACUUGGCGUAAUGGUUUAGGUAUUUUAAUUCCUAAAGUCCAUACACAAUCUGCCAAGAAAGGAACAUUUUAUACUGGAGCCCAGACUUUCAAUAACUUGCCACUGCAUCGUAAGGAAGUUGACUCCACAGUGAUUUUUAAAACACAGCUUAAUGAUAUUUUUUUUUCAGAGUUCUGGAAAAUCUUUUGGAUUUUUUUAAUAUAGUUAUAUAAUUCUUGGUUUUUAUCCAUCGACAUUGUAAAUAGUUUUUACAUUUUUCCGUUGGUUCAUGUGUUACAGGUAUUUUUUCUUUAAUUGUUAAUUUUUUAGUCUCCCAGGGCACCCAUUUAUAACAGUUUCAGCUGAAGGGUUUACCCUGGUUGAACAUGUUAUUAUUAUUAUUAUUAUUAUUAUUAUUAUUAUUAUUAUUAUUAUUAUUAUGUCAUUGUUAUUUAAGCCAUCAAGUAUUCCUUGUUAUUAGUGCUUCUGGACAAGUGUUAGUCUGGUGCUAAUACUCAUUUUUACCAGUAGUGCCAGAUCUUUAGCAGUCCUUUUGCUGGCUAACUUACCUCUAGUACUCAGACUUUCUCAUGGGCCAAGAAAUGCUCAUGUUGCAGUGGUAAUAAUAAGAGUUUGCAAGGAGGCUGGUGUUGUUUUUAUUUAUUUAUUGACAUUAUAGUUCACAGGUUUUUUUUCCUAUAGAAAUGGAAAAACAUUAACCUUGUGUAAAGAUUGAACUUUGGAACACUCAUUGCUCUGUUUUUUUUCCAGGAAAACGACUACUUGUGGGAGGGGAUUUUAUUCAGCUGUGGAGCUGUGAAGACUACCAUGAACAGAGAAACUUACUAGAGGAGAAUGUGUUUUGGACAUGUAUUUGGACAUGCAAGUAUGUAGUAUGUUAUAUUAGCUCUUAGUUUUCAAAUUUGUUUCUGUGCAUUGGUUGUUUCAUAUCUGUACAAACAAGUUUCUUUUUCAUAUGAACUUUGUAACAGACCUCGCCCACCAUGGAGUCUCUGUGGCUCAGUGGUAGAGCAUUGGGGUGUGGAAUCCAAAGGUCUGAGGUGCGAUUCCUCAUGGGGACUAAGAAUUUUUUCUUUUGUCCCACGCUCGUGACAAGACAAAACAAACAUAAUUCUCUAUUUCUUUACUGACCUCAAAACUUAUCAUCUCUCUUAUUUCUAUCUACAAACAUUACACUAUUGACAUUGCUGAUGUCAUUAAUUCAUCUGUUUUCACACAAACAUUCUCUCUGUUUGAUAAAAAUGUAAUCUUUGUGCCUUCUUGAUUUAGGCCUUCUGUUCCAGUUCACCUUCUGCAGUUUUCUCCUGAUGGCCAGUAUUUCUGUUCAGUUGGAAAGGUAAACCUCAAAGAUAUGCUGUGUGUCUAUGUUGAAGUUUGUCAAGACCUUACAGAUGUUGAUAUGUGUGUCUUAAAUUGUCUUUUUUCUUCCAGUUCAGGUCUUUUCCUGUUUUAAUGUAAUUUACAUGAAAUUUUGUGACAAUAAAGACCCUAAAACCAUUCACUCACAAGAUCUCAAUAUUAGGUCUUUGUGCAGUUUUUCGUGUAUUUCCUUUAAGUUUAGUCCUAAGAAUUUGGUUUUGAAUCAGACAACAUUCUGAAAUUGAUAUCUUUGCCAUCACUUCUCAUCACCUUCAGCUUUGAAAUGUGUUGAUAUUUGUAAAGAGGAGCUGUCUUUUAGUAACUCCCAGAUGAACAAUGGUUAAAAGGGCCAGAAGAGUUAAAUGAAAAAAGCUCUUAGAACUAAAUCUCUCUUUGAAUUUUGCUUUAAAUUUUUUUUUGUAGCAUGAUCGUCUUAUCAAAGUGUGGUUUGACAACAACCAAGGUCAGUGUCAUGAGGUGCAGCCAAGUUUGUUCUGAUACCUCUGUUUUGGAAAUUAUGUUAAUUGUUAAAUGAAACAGGUCUAUGAAGCUAACCACUCCAUGUAUCUUGUUUCCAAAACAAGAUACUGCUGCAGCUUAUUCUCUUACUACAUCCAGUCAGCAAAUGUGUGUGGCACUAUUUAAUCUUCUACAUUUUUGCACUUUGCAGUCAAUCCACAAUAUGAGACUGAAGAGCUGCAAGAAAGAGGACAGUUUCUGAACAGUGGUGUUUUAGAUUACACUUUUGUGUAUCUGGCUCAUCCUGGACCAGUGACAGGAAUUUCUUGGAGAAAAACCAGCAAAUAUAUACCUGUGUAUGUAAACAUUCUUUACUUCUUACCCCCAACAAGUUCUUGAGUGUGUGAGAUUUUGAUAUAUUACCCUUAGACUCUUGAGAUCCAAUUGAUAACUUACCUUAAUUACAGUUUUUAUAUACCUCCCUGUAACUUAUUUAUGGUUAAGAGAAUUUGGUGUCAAACUGCACUGACCUUCCUGAUUGGUAAUUCUAUUCUCAUCACUAUAAGCAAAUGCUGGUUGGUAUAAUGGUGUUGGUAAAGGAAGAAAAGGGUUAAUAUUUUCAAAUUUUAAACAAUGUUUUUCAGUUUUAUAUUUGAAAUUAUUAUUCCACAUUCCAUUCCAUAUUAAUUUUAUGCAUUACUUGGUCUUUCACCGUGUGUGUUACUUUCCUGGUGACAUUUAGGUCAAUACUUUAGGGUACAAAUUUAAAAUUACCAGAAACCGGCUAACUUCACUGAAGAAUUGCCAAGUCUAAAUAUCAACAAAUUCGUUUCUUUAUGGUCUUAUCAUCUUUUAGCUCAACUGUAGCCAACUGUCUUCUUACUUCAUGCACUGACAAUGUCUGCCGCAUCUGGUGUGAGUCCAUCAAGCAAGGUGACCACAAUGCCUCACCCUCCCAUCCCACAAAGAAUCAUCACAGGUGCAUGUGGCAUUUAUCACAGCAACCGAAAAAGCCUGUAGCCAAGGAUGACACAGCAGAAGAUCCUCUACUGAGAUACCAACUGCCAUCAGCCUUGCAAUUUCACAUCGCUGUUGCGGUGAAUGCUCUGAAUGAUAUUCCAAUCCUGUCCUCGCUUGAUUCCAUCUCAAGCAGUAAUCACAGUAGUUUUGUUCUUCACUGGUUGAACAACAAAGAAAUUCAGUUUACCAUGGCGGCUGAGUCAUGUCUUGGCGCACCAGUUCUCGCUCUUGAAGUGGAGAGUAUAGACAUCAGCGAUGACUCUUCCAACAGUGACAGUGAGGCAGAGCUCUUGGUGCCGAGUGACGAGGAAUUUCCAGAAUCUUACAAACGUAAGAAUCAGCUAGAUAACACUUUAGGUAGAGUUGCCAUAAUCUCCAUAAGGCGUGAACUCCCAAGCGACCUUUUCACGGAAAAAGGCUCCAUGCGGAGGAUCUUAUUUCAAUGUAUUAGCAUUUUUUGUUUACAGUGCAGUUUGAGUUCUGUUGGAUGUCGAAAUAGACCAGUCCAUUUCUUGCCAUAAAAUGUUCAAAAAGAUGAAGAGAUAUAUGCUUAAAAGCCAUAGCAGAGCCAGUGCCCCAAAUGGUGCUAACCUAUUGAAUUUUCUGAUGGAACAGAAAAGACUUCUCCUAGGGUCACAAGGAAUGGAGUUUUGCCUAAUCUUAGCAAAGCGACGCGCGUUCUAAUUCUUUUCAGGAAGGCAUCUGCAAAGGUUGGGGGUAAAUAUGAAUUUCUUUUACAGCUGUGGGUAUUUUUAUCUUUUCAAUAGCUGUCAAGAAAGAAAUACCUGCACCAGAGAUGGCGAAAGAAAUCAAGAUCCCUUCCACACCGAGACCAAGAACUCCUUUAGAUUACUUAAAACACAUCCAAGAUGACACACUUAGUGACGUUGAGGAAUCAAGUACUUACGCCGCAGUGGUAUCCUCAUGUAUUGGUAAUCUUCUCCACGAGUGGUACAACAGCCCUGACACACUUCUCGCUGUUCAUCCCGUAGAUGGUUCACUUCUGGUGUGGCUUGUGGAAUGGCUUGACGUGCAGAAUGGUGUACCAUACAGACAGCCUCAAGUUAGCUUUUUAUCACGCAUCCCCAAUGUUCUUCCCCCUGCAGAUGCGAACUCUUUAUUGAACAAGCUCAUUGUUUAUUGUCCGAGGGAAGACAAAGUCCGAGCUCUGAGGAACGUGAUGGUCAACAAGAGUGACGUAGUCUUAGCAGGUCAGCGGACGGCAACAAAAGCCAACGGAACGGGACUCAACAUUUCCCGUUCAAGUUUUGGUAAUUUAACAGGAGGGACGCAUCCUACGGCUAUCAUGAUUUCAACGCACAGAGACGGUGCUCUGAACCUCUGGCAACUUGCAUUUGCUGACAACUCAUCAUUUUCUACUGUUGUUAGUGUUUCUCAUCAUGCCCGCAGAUGUGGACAUAGAUAUCCCAUCACUAACAUCUUAGCUCAUCCAGAGCUGCCCCUGAUGCUUUCCACGUCAAGUCACGAAAUGGAAGCGAGUAAGGGCGAAGACAAUUUGAACAAUGUGGAGUUACUAAGUAUGAUAGAUGACAAAAGCAAAACUCGAAAGCUACAUUGCAACGAACUCAUUGUGUGGAAGGUGGAGAGCGUGUCACCGUUACGGCAGAGUGGUGGAGUCAUGGAGCUCACGCGUGUAAACUCCUCUCGCCCAAAUGCUUUUCUGAACAUAGCUUGGGUUCCAACCCUUUUCUCUCACUCCCUGAUCUCAUUCGACAGCAGUACAUCGAUUCCGCCCCAUGCUGUCGCUCCUUGUGCGUGUUUCUUGGCCUUAGAUGGGACUUGUUACAGAUUCUAUCAAGUGAUCUUGGAUGCCAGAACUUUACAAGGUUAUAUAUCAAGCAACAAGACCAGAACACGUUCAACUCUGUAUUCAAGUGGUAGUGAAGGGAGUUUAGACUCAUUAGAUUUUGAAAGCCCCAGCAGUUCAGUUCCUGUUGAGUGCUUUAUUGAGUCAAUAGUCAGUAGACAAUCUGGCGCAACACCUGGCUGUAUUCUGAAGCUUUGUUCGUUAGCUGACUCUAAGGAUGUCCUACGAGAGCCAUUAUUACUGCACGUUUUCACAGAGAGCUCCGUAAAGUCCUCUUGUUUCUUUUCCUCUAACGAGAAACCGAGUAAUGAGAAUGAGGAAGAUCAUCAACGAAGUUCGCACAGAUCUGAAGACACUUUUUACGUAGUCGGUGUUGAGAACAUCACCGAUGAGCAAAGUGAUACUGUGUCUAUAAUUUACAUGUGGCAGGUCACUGUCACUGCUACCAAACCAGAAACGAGUCUGAAAGGAUCAGGCUUGGAGUCGCUAUCGACCUACCCAGAGGUUAUACAGCCUUUAAGUAGAAGCAGCAGUAGCGCUUCCAACAGGAGUGCGAGUCCCCUAAACUUGCCCCAAUCAGGGCACGUGACUAGUAGUAUCGUAUCAAGGUGUGUUUGUCGUCAGAAGCUUCCGCUUCCUAGUGGAACGACAAUUAAAACAGCUACCAGAGCUGCUGAUAAGAUGUCGUCCUCUGCGGUAAAUCCGACUUGUCCAGCGCGGUAUUUGUUCACGUCGUCGUGUUCAGAUGGGAAGGUAAGGUUUUGGUCAUGCAGGGAAAUUGUUUCAGAGGGUCGGUUCACGUGGGAAGAGACUUCAUGGCUGUCAGAUGGCAGGAAAUGUGCUCAUUCCACGGAGCAUUCAGACAGCCGUGUGUUAGGACUGGAUGCACCUGGGGAGGUGUUAUCGCUCAGUUGUGCCUACACAGGGAGGAUUGCCACGCUCUGCAGGAACACUGAAGAGCAGGAAAAAGAAAAGCUUGACUAUUCAGUGUGUAUCUGGGAGAAUGAAUCGUCAGGAGGAAUGGACUGGAUUCUGGAGGACACACUGAAACUCGACUGCAAGUUUCUCACCGAUAAUUCACAGAUUCGUCUAGAAUGGACUUCCGCCGAGGAUAGUACGUACAUUCUAACUGUUUGUAUCGGCAAUGAAGCCUUUAUUUUGGGGUGUGCGUCAAGAAUAGCCAAUACAACUGUGAGAGGGGAGAGUACGUCCACUGGCAAGGAAACAUGGCUGCUUCUUCACAGUGUUCAUUUGACAUCAGAGAACAAAUGGCAGCUGCUAACAAGAGCACUCUCGUGGAUACGCAAUGGAGUCCUUGUGGUAGGCCUGGGCACCGAAAUGCAGGUGUAUUCACAAUGGAGAGUAAUGAAGGACGGCACCCUCUCUCCCUCGGACACCAUGACCUUUGCUCCUACCGUAACCUUGAAGAAGGUCAGCGAAGUGUCCAGGGGAGGGUCAGGAAAGCUUGUCCCCUUGUCACUAACGCCAGGGGGUGGAAUUGGUUUGUUUGAGGGAGCCGGAACUAUAGCUCCCGUUUUACCUCAGUUUCAUCCCAAGCAUCUCAUGGAACUCAUGAACUUUGGCAAAUUAAGGAGAGUCCGGGCGAUAUUACAUCACUUGGUAUGAUUUAUAUUAAAUAGUGUGUUACUGUAGUUCAGCAUGAAAUCUAAGGAGACACCGCCAACCCCACUAGUUAGAGUCCGCCAAAACUUUUCCUGUAACUACGCUAAGAACUUUAACUACGUCAACUGAAUUAAACAAUUUCUUCCGCAUCAGCAUUUAGGUAAACCACCUUGUUUAAAAUAAUCAGUACCUACUAUAUACGAAAUAAUAAUUCAAUGUUGUGGUACAAACGUUUUUAAAGGUACAAAAUAAAUUUUCUCGCCCAUCAAGAAAUUGAGAGUUCCUAUUUUGGCAGGGUGAUCUUGGAUUUGUAGCAAAAAAAAUGGAUGACUUUUGCCAACGAUGAGAUUGGUGCCCUUUGUGAUCUGGUCAAGCCCCUGUUCAGUGAAUCACAGCUGCUUUCCUCUAUCGUAGGUGUACUGUGUUGCUGGCCGUGAAGCCAUGGAAGCCGCCACUAAAGCUGUCGUCCAAUCAGCGCACAGCAGGCCACGUCUUAGCAGCAUGAGUAGCAUGAAGAGCAUUGGAAACGUGUCAAGCUCAAGCGAACCAGACCUAGAGGGACUGGUGCCCGACGAAAAAGAACGAGCACUUUGUGUUCCGCCAUUACCGUUGUAUGCUCUGCUUGCAGCUGAUAAAGACACUAGUGGCAGUGGAUCGGCUACAGCAGGUAUUCAUAUUAGUUUGGCAUGUCACGUAAUAUCGGUUUUCUUCGAAUGUCAAGCAGUCCUGUCACCGGAAUUACAUUUGAUCGCAUGAGUGAUGAUAAUUUCAUUUUAUCAGUUUUAAGGGAUUAGUUUACAUACUUUUAUCUAAUAUCAGCAUUGAUACUUUUUGUUGAUCUGUACUUUAUGUUAACGGAUGUUUACUGUUUAGACUUAGGACAACUCAAACUGAAUAAAUGGGUGAAAUCAGAGAAGAUGAGAAUGGAGUAUACUUUAAGUUUGGAAAUCAGCGGCCUGACAAUUGUCCUUUGCAAUGCUCGGACAUCACUGUUGCUUGUCUUGUAGUUCUAAGUAUUUCCAGGAAAAGUUUUUUUCAAAAUUUCAUAUUUACGAAAUUAAUCAUAACUUGGUUCUGUAAGAGUUUGGCUUUCAACUACUGGCGUACCCAUGGAUUUGAAUGCUUUUAUGUCGUAGUUUCGUAAAAAUACAGUUCUGUCUGUUCCCCUAGCUGAUUCAGUAGAUGGAACACAAGGAAUAUCCGCUGAUGAAACAGACUACAGUACCCUGUUUGAGUCAUCGCGUUAUGGCUCCAGUUUUGAAUCCGACGAUGAAGACAACAGAUUCUUAGAUAAAAAGAGAGCCAAGAGCACCCCAACUCAUGUGGCACAGGCUGGUAGUCCGGUGCACUUCGGGUUGGCACAGGUCGGUAACUACUAGGUUUUCCGUCGCAGAGCAGUAGAGAUUUCGCAGUAACGUAGGGAGAUCCCAACAGCAGCGCGUGUAGAAGGUUGACAACAUCGUCACGCCUUUCGAUUGUCUCAACACCAGUUCGCGCGCCGAAAGUGGAUUUGAUUCCUCGCCUUUCCGUCUUGUUGCAUGAAUUGGUAUUGUGUUUUUUAAAUCCACCGAGUAAGGUUUGCAUGAUACAUCGAGCCUUGUGAAACAGACUGUUUCAGUCAAAUGAACAUAUAUGGUAGCUUAAAUAGCCUCGUAAACCCUAUGUUGAUACUUUUUAAUUAAAGAGAGAAUGUAUUUUUUAAAUUACUUAUGGCAGUAGUGAAGGUCCUCAAUCAGGCGCCUUAAAGGAGUUGUAGUAAAUAUUAAUUGGAAGCAAUGUGUGACGUCUCCUUGGAGGAUGAAAAUGGUUUUACGUCUUCUCCGUCGAUGAUUUCCGGGAAAAAUCCCAUCGAGUGUAAAUGGUAUACAACCCUUUACAUUUCCACGGUCCAAUGAUUCGUAUAUUUGAUGUAGCAUUUCUUAUCUCAUGUUUCAGUGUACUUUGAAUUCGUCUUUUCCAGGCUCAGUUGCUUUCCCAUCAGCUAAGCAGGAAACCUCUUCCCGGCUUAACCAGCAUUGAACAACUGGAACUGUUGGCUCUGGCAGAUACCUUUGCCUCAACCAAGCUCGACUUGGAGGAAAGUCCUGGUUCAAUUGAAAGAGGAGUGAAGUUUGCGAAGAAAGAGGGUACCUCAAAAUGUUUUAUUGCCGAAUUAUCGUUGAAAUAUAGCCACAACUUUACUUUGUGAGCCGGUUUUAAACGACAACAAUUCAAGUAAUUUCGAGGAUUAGAGAGUAUCGUCUUAAACGCUUCUACACCCUCUGUAUGCAUAUUCUCCAUCCGUCCUGAUUAUACUCUCUAAGGCGCUGACAAGGAAUAUUUGUUUAACAAUCAAGAACUUCUUUAGUUGGUGAUCAAGUUCUUUAUUCCUUUGACCUUAAUGUGUGAUUCGGGGAAUAUAUUGUGAGGAGAAAUUAGAGGCUAGUUAGGGUCAAAUAGCGUAAAACCACAGAUAAAGGAGUGAGUUGACAAACAGAAAAGGGCGAAGAGUAGUUCCAGGACGAUUGAACAAGGAUUGAAAAAGAUUAGGAAAGACGAUCUUGAAAUUGUAGUCUCAAUUCUUUAACGUCUACAAACCGUGUUGUAGCCUGUUACCAAAGUUUAUUUUUCUUUGCAGAGGAAAGUUACAGCAGCGUAGGUGGUCUGAUGGGAGGUCCCGGUGGAGGCGGAGGUGGAUACGCUACAACAGGAAGCAUUGGAGCAACAGCAGGGAGUGGCGGAGAUGCUGUGGAUGAGUGUGGGUUGCGCUUUUUACUUGCCAUGAGACAUCAUACCUGCCUAAUGAGGUCACUGCCUCCUAAACACAGGGCAGUGCUGGAGGAAAGGGUAAAAUUUAUUGUUUAUCUUACAGUCCAACUCGCUUAUGGGGACAUGUCUUUCUCUGGCAGAAAUGCACCUUUCCGAGUGGACGAUCAUUUCCCAAAUCAGAGAAGAACAUCGACAGAUACAGAUGCAGUCACCCCACCCUUUUUGCAAAUAUUCCCGUUUCCUAUGAACGCAUUCACUUGGCCUCCUUAUGCUGUGCCGACGUUUACCUUUCAUCUUCAGACAGUCAACACUCCUGUUUCAUCUUUGUAGGCAUUUACCUCUCUCAUGCCGACAGCAAUCCCUCUCCUCAUACUUGAUUUCCCCAUUUCUUUCGUCGUUGUUUCAUCAAACUAAUUUUAAUUUCAAGACUUUAUUGUAUUGCCCUCCAGUGGGGAGGGAAAUUCUCAAGUUUCCUUGUGAUUGGGCUUGGGGUCAGGGCUAAGGCUGCAAUUAAUGUUCCACGACAAACUGCCUUCUUAAUACGUUUAAUUGCUAUGAAUUGUCAAAGACUUCCUUUGUUAAGAGAGUAUAUCAAGAGUGAAAUUCUUGCAGGGCUUGUCAUCAUCAUAUUACGGAUGGGCGUUUCAUUCUGAAUCUGAGGAGGAAUUAUUAGCCAUGGUUCCUCCCGUGCUGAGAGGUGAGGCCACUUGGUCGGAACUGAGACGUUACGGCAUUGGGUGGUUGAGGGGUGAGAAGGGUGGGUGGAGAAGGGAGCAAUGAAACUCUUUCGCUGAGUCCACAAAAAGAGAAGGCUGAUCGAGAAGGUAACAAAAACUUUGUGUACACCUCAACGUGAGACCCAUUCGGUGCGCACUCCAACAAAAACCUGAGAGGGUUUGUAGAGAAGGUUGAAAGUAAACCACCACAUUCCGAAUGCGGCGUGGUGGUGGAUUCCGAAUGUUUAUCAUUAAUGGGCCAUUAAAAGAUGUGAAAUCUUUUUGAGUUUAACAUUUUUAAGACUGGUUAACUAUUCAAGGGGGGUGUUUUGUGUUUGACUAAAAUCUUUUAACCCCUAGUUAACAGACUUUGCGCAGACGGCUAAAGCACAGUUUUCAAAGAACCAAGAUCCCAUUGACUGUGCUCUGUUUUACCUGGCCAUGAAGAAAAAGAAUGUAAUCUGUGGGUUGUACAGGUUUGUUCUCGCUUAUUGUUGAAAUUUAUGAGUGGUUUGUCCGUUUGUGCAUCAGGUUUCGUGCAGGUUUAAAUUUCCGGUCAUUUAAACACAAUGUUUAUUUCAAAACUACCUUUCUCAAUUUUAUCACAAAAUACAGAACAUGGAGAUCUUUCCAGGCCUGACUGAUUGAUCUUAAGUUAAUCCAAUAUUUCCCGUUAAUCUCAAAGGUCAUGACUUCGAUUGCAUAUCGGUAAUUUAGAUUUUAAUUUUCUCCCACUUUCGCUGCUAAUGAACUUCUUUUUUGAACGUGGACUUUUUCCUUUUUUGAUCACCAUAGCUGAAGUUUUCAAAACAAACUUGAACCCUUUCCUAUACCUUUUUUUAAUUUUUCAGAACUGUAAGAGACACGAAGAUGUCGCAGUUUUUUGCUCGGGAUUUUACACAAGACAGAUGGCGCAAGGCAGCUCUCAAGAAUGCUUAUUCUUUGUUAGGAAAGCAGAGAUUUGAUCACGCCGCGGCGUUCUUCCUUUUGGCUGGCUCUUUGUGGGAUGCGAUACAGGUACUUUGUAGAAAUUCAGUCGUGUGGAGAUGUAACUUUCAUUCUCACUGAAUAAAUAAUCCCAGUUUUUCACGAAGGCUUUGUCAGAGACUCAGAAGAAAAUGAUUAGAUGCGUCAUUUACAUCUUUUUCUUUAUAUCUUUUUUGUUUUUCAUUCGGUAACGCCUGUUUUGUUACUAAAACAGGCGUUCCUUUCAAGCCGUUCUUGAGGCAUUAAGCUAUGUUUAAAUUGCUUCUGCUCCCACUUUUCAGGUUUGCAUCAGUCGAUUGCAAGACGUUCAACUAGCCAUGGUCCUCGCUCGGCUGUAUGAGGAAGACGCUUCAGGGGGGGCCCUCUACACUCGCAUCUUAAAGGAGUGUUUGUUAGGUCAAGGUGGUAGUGCGCAUGAGCCAACUCAGGGUAAGCGAAAUCUUUCAUGGUGGUUAAUUACCGUGGUGUGGAUGAAUUAAAAAAAAAAUUAAAAAAACCUAAAUUUAGGCUUUUUCUUAUGGAAGUGAUAGCUACAAGGUUUCAAGUACUAACCUUGAAGGGGUCUUAAGCCCCCCGCCCCCCCUCUUCUUUCUCUCGUCUGAAGCGAUUGUUGGUUUACAGUAUAACCUGAGAUCGCUUGCUCUUUUUUUGUGAACAUUUCAGACCCAUUCCUCCGAAGCAUCGCUUACUGGAUCUUGAAAGACUACAACCAAGCAUUGGAAACAUUGAUAUUUGAACCAACAGGACACAAGUCCCAGGAGAAAAAAUGCAAUUCUUUAGCCGCCAGCGGUAAUCCUGAUGUCUUCAAUUUUUAUCUCUACCUGCGCAAACAUCCCCUGAUUAAAAGAAGAAGAUUCAUGUAUGAACACGACAACAAGAUCAAAAUGAAAUCAGGUGUGAGAAAACUUUAUCUCAGACAGGGAAGCAUCCGCAAAGAGGAAAUACUUGACGAACCUUUGACGCCCAUGGAGAGGCAACUGUUUUUCAAGACUGCUCACGCGCAUUUGAAUUCUGGAUGUCCCGCUUUAGCGCUGCAGGUAUUGAUGGAGCUUCCAGCUACUGACAUAUCUGCGGGAGAUGCAAGCACUGUUGCGGAAGGUGAUUCCCCCGUGGAGGACACUAGCAACAUGGCAGACGAUGUGACAGGUGAUAUGAUCAGCACAGGAACACUCGGCGAUUUUUCCUUCGGUGGCGCUGAUACAGCCGUGAAUGGGAGAGCUGAUGACUUCGAUUGGAGUAAGCCGGUCUCGUCCAAGCUUGGUGGCGAUUCAGCGGCUGAUUUUGACUGGAGUCAGCCUUUAGCGCCUGAUCUAGGAGGUGGAAGUGUCGACGAUUUUGAUUGGUCAAAACCUGUGUCGUCUAAAUUGAGUGGUGACGGUCUUGACGACCUUUCAAAUGGAUUUGAUUGGAGUCAACCUGUGUCCGAGAAGCUGGGUGGACUGGGGCUAGAUGGUGUAAACGGCUUAGAAUCCAACCAAUCAUCUUACCCCAACAAUAGUUACGAAACUAAUGAAGACUCUGAGUAUAAAAAAGACAACACCGCAAGUGAUUCUAAGGUACAUAAUGAUGAACUUCCCUCCAAGCCUAAGGAGACGCGACAUUUGGACGUAGUUGCACAACAGAUGAAGUUUUCUGCAAUUAUUAAACUCUUAAUCAACGAACUACACGGUUUGCCAUCAAGUUGCGAGAUUGCUGAUGAAGAUUUGCGACCGUUUUUCAUCAAGUGGUUAGAAAAAGAGCUCGGAGUGCUACACAAGAUGUCUGACUAUGGUAUUGUAGCAGAGGAAAGUGAAGAUGAGGAGGAAGACACUGUUGAAAUUAACAUUCAAUCAGGUAUGAAACGCUUUUAUUUUCUGCGAUAGAGUUGUGUUGUCUCCUUUACCUUUACGUAUUAUACAGAGGAUGGACGGUGGUCGGAUCGUGAAUUGAUAUCUUGUAGACAGGUUUGAACAGGAAACGAGUUUGGAUUCACCGUCCUGUAUGAAGAAGAAAAAAGUCAAUUUGUGACUAAUUAUGGCAUGGUGUGCUAUUUGAUAGCUGUGAUGAUAACAAAUUGGUAUAAUUUGAAAUAAGACAGUUUUUAAGAUCAGAUUAUCCAUGUGUAUUGUUAUAUUACAUGAGUACAAAAUGUUUACUAUGCGUGUAUCUUGUACUGUAUUGAACGACGAUGGUGUGCCUGAAAGAUUCUUCUUGUCACAGUUGUGUGCCUAUUUUUAGGGAGUUUGAUGCAUGCAAAAGAAGAGUUCAAGAUACCAAACUACUUCUUAUCAUACUAAUCAUUAGUGAUAUUUUGUUUGAACAGCAGACGAAUCGCAAGAGGGAAGUGCGGUAGAUAAAAAUUACAUUGCGUUAAAAAUCGAUCGCUCAGCCAAGCAUAUUCAGUGGCUGAAAAAGAACCAGAAGCUUCUCACAAUUUUACUGAAUUAUUGUUCGCUUCAUGGAGCUAGCGGCGGAGAUCUAGCAGGUAACAUAUUUUCAUCAUGUUGAACUUAAAAGUUUGGCAACAGACCCCUGUAAAAGGCAGGGAGACGCUAAGCGUUUUGAUCUUGGGCAGACUUAUCUAGAAUCAAAGAAGCUGCUCAUUUCGUUUUAAUGGCUUCAACUUUAAAGUAUGAUCAAGAAAACUAAAUAUUUUAUCAGCUUUAAUCCAGUAAGGCUGAAAUUAGACCUAAGUUGUGGUGGCACAAAAAAAACACCAGGUUGCUGAAGCGUUAACGCAGUUUAUCGCGUUUGUCGUAAAGCUCCAAACUGUGUUUUGUUGACGAAAGAUGAGCACGAUUCAAUCAGACAUUAUUGCCAAAUUUAAUGGAAUGGGAGGUGUUCAAAGAUAUGUGUUGUUCUUUUCUAUGUAGCAAUGAAUAUGGAACUUCUACUUCUCCUUCAUGAGGUGGAGCAGAUGCAUUCCUUGGUAUCUCCCCUGCGCGUACCAUCAGCAGGACCUUCUGUUCCACCCCUCAUCCUGGCCUCAGUAUCUGCUUCCUCAUUUCUGGCCAGCCCUCUUGGAUUCUUACAAUCUCUCACGCAGGAUAUUCUUCGAUUUGUGUUCAGGUGAUAUUGAUUUGUGUUCAUAAUUCCUUUUGUUUCACUUCAAGUCACGGCCUGUCAUUUCAUGUCACUUCACGUCAUUUCAAUCCUCAUUGUGCUUCCGGUAAUUUCAUGUCACCUCGUGCCCCUUCAUACGUACGUGGACGAACCUAUCUAAGGAGUCUUAUGCUGAAACAAUCUGUUAUUUCAUCCUCAAAACUUUGUUUUGCACAGUUUGCCUGGUCCACCAUCCCCCAGCCAUCCGAUUCGCUUGGCAAAUGUGCUGCAUAACCUGACAGGAACCUUGUCAGACUGCAUCUAUCAAAGUUUAACCGGCAUGACUCAAGAAGAGAAUUCUUCAAGUGGCUCAAAGCCUGCCACAGGUACUGAUUGUGAUAUACUGACGGUAUCUUAGAAACACCUCAUCAUUUCCUAAAUACUUUAAUGGUGGUUCUUUGCAGAGAAAAGCAGCUCAUCGGAUGCAAACAAACCAGCAGCGCUUACCGGUGCUCCUUCCAAGUGGCCAGGUGUUCGCUUGCUCCUCUCGCUGCUGGCCACUGAACAGAAAGAUAACAGCACCAAGCUGCGGAUUCUGUUGGCAGAGUCGUGUGUUGCCGUAUACUUGAGUCUGCUUGCUCUUGCAUGGUCCAAUUCUCAACCCAAUCAACUCUAUCGAUUGGUUGUAAAUUCACUCAAGUCAGGCAUGUGGGGUUUGGUGUUCGGUGGAGGCCUAAGGACCGUUGUUCAACAAUCUGCUGGUGGGUUUCAAACUUAUGUCGCGAAAACAGAAGAACUUGUUGCAUGCAACCGUGUUACAUUUAGAUGCGCGAUCACGAAUUAAUGGGCUGUUUGCGGUAACGUGACAUGUGCAGCAGUCUGAUUUCAAAUGCCAGUCGAUGAGCACGUGCUUUUUAGUGCAAAUAUUUUAUUCUCUCCUCUUGGAGGUGUAAAUGAGCCAGGGGCUCACACAGAUUUUCACGGGCAGAGUUAGUUUCGAUGAACAAGCGGGCAAUCAAGAGUGGAGUCCGGCUUGUUAAGCUAGUUUGACCAGAAGACAGAUCAUCACCUUAACGGACGAAAUGUAAAGAAGGGAAAGUAUGCGAGCACCCAAAUGCAUUCAAAGCUUACAAAAAUAGUUAAGAAAACAUGGUUUAUUUUUCCCCCUUAUUUUUUUGCUCGUGUUAACCCAGUCACGGUUUUGAUCGUUCAUCACAUUCGGUUUACGUAAAGGAGGAAAUCCACAUUAGGUAAUUUUAUCUUGUAAGGCGUUGGGACUGAUGUCAAAAAGAAGCAAAGAACUUCAGCGGCUGUCAAUCCUAAUGGACGAGGAAGAGGUGACAAGUAUUGGCAAGGUGCUCGGCAAAGAUGGAACUUCAAGCUGUUAGGCCAGAGUCUAACAGAAACCAUGUCUCAGUGGCUGUCAACUGAUGUGAAACCUGUUUACGUUGAGCAGUUCAUUCCACCAAGAAGUACUCUUAUGGAAUACUUUAUCAGCAAGGUACGGUGCGCGCCAUGAUUUUUUUUUUUAAGUUUGAACAUCGUUAAGUUUGAAUUGGAAUAAUUGUUUAACCUGUUUCCAUGUAUUGUAUUUGAACCCACUUUAUGAUAAGUAAUUUUACAAAUAAUUGUUUAACCUGUUUGACUAUUUAUCUUCAGUAACUGAAAGUGCUUUUGCGUAUUGUCUUUGAAGUUUCGUGAUCAUUGUCAGUAUCUGUGCACUGCACAUCUACCCUUCGCCAAACCCAACAGAAACCUCAACUUGUUAUCAGUUGACUGUUGUUGGGUUAAUUAGGGAGGGGUAGGUGCGCAGUUGCUUAGAUGACAUUGUUUUGAAGUUUUCUAUUAACAAAGUCGUUAGUUGUUUGAAAGUUCACGGAUAAAAUUCCUCAAGAGCUAUUCGAAUUUACAAAGUAACUAGACAUGCAUUAUUCAAUUAGCAUUGUGGUAUACUUUUGUUAAUAUUUCAGCCCCCACUAAUUGGAGAGAAAGGCGUGAAACAUUACGAUUCUGAAGAUGAUGCAAGCGACUCGGAAGAUGAUGACUUGUUUGAAAGUGACGCUGAAAGUGAUCUUGAGUAUUUCUCAACCAAACGAAGGAAGAAAACUGAAGCACGUGAUCACCUAGAUCCUGAAUCUUAUGGCUGGUGUCUCAUGAAUUACACCAUUGGCAAACUGGUGCUCACUAAUUUACAAUCUUUUCUGCCAGAUGUGGGAUUUGAACUAACCGGUAAGAUUAAGACUAUGUUCUGAAAUUCGCUGUAGAAUGUUAACACUUUAGUUGUAUUAGUUUAUUUUUGCUCUAUGGUGGUCACUGACAUAUUUCAAGCUUUGUUUUCGGCUUCUUUCCUCAGAUUUACCCUCUUUAUCACCUCAGUUACAUGCGGCUUUGAAGACGGUGGAGCGCUGGACCCAAACUUUCCUCGACAAACUCGAGACUUUCCAGGGACCUCCCCCUGACUUCAUCUCACAGUUCCCUGUAAGCCAAGAUGGAUUUCCAAGAGGUGGACGAGCUUUAAUGAGAUACAAGGCUCUGAUGGAUCCACAAAAUACUCCUUUUAGGUAAAACCAAUAUCAGUGAUGUCGUGGCUUCCGUGCCACACCUCUCUAGCCUGUAGCUGUAUAAGCAAACAUGGCUCUAACUGUAUUAAUAAAGAAUAUUGAAUCAGGGGCGGUCUCAAAGGAACGACCCAAUGACCCCACAGACAAAUAAACGGACGACUGAGUAAACCGACCGACCGAAAACUGACCAACUGACCGAACCAUGGACCGCCCAAACGAACGAACAAACGAAACAAUACCGAUCAAACAAACGAAGACCGACAAACAUCCUGCCACUUUUGUAACUGGAUAUAUUUCUCUCCUGUAGAUCCACUCGUAACUCUGCAGAGCCUGUUAAACGGUUAUGGCGAACUUUGGUACAUCAAGAAGCUAUACAGGAGAUCUUCAUACAGAAUAUGUUCAAGAAUGACAUGACGACGAUGGAAGAGGUAUACUCCUCGAACCUUUUUUCUCGAGUUAUAAGAAGACGGUUCAUCCCUUCUGUGCGUCUGUUUGAAAAUGUCGAGAAAAUGUUUGGACUCAUAAUAUCCAAACUGAGAUUUUUCUGUUCUGGACAAAAUUGUCUCGACUAAGUGGAAAGUUUGUAAGCUUUAUUGCUAAAUAGGACUUGAACAAAGUUGAAGUUCAAGCCAGUACUGCGGUUACUUUUCCUUUUUCUUUAUAAAUCAUAUUUUCGCUGUUGUCUUCUAUGUACUAGUUUGAUCACGUGGAUGUUGUAUCAGACGCAAAGCCUGUGAAAGUUUUAUAUAAAGACCCAGAGGGUAUCAACACGUUUUGCAUCAACAAGGUAUCACUGUACUUUAUAGUUUUGGGAUCCUCUUUUACAUCACGAAGGUUCAAUUGCCAUAUGACCGCUCUUAGGAAGGCAACCGAACUAAUGUUGCACGUGCGAUUAGCAUGUUCACGUUCAGACAUUAACUUAUUUAUAAGCUCGCUACCGAGUGGUGCGUAUAAUUAUCGCGUGUGUGUGUGGUAGUGUUUUCUUCAAAGAUGUUUAGGUGUAUAUUCAUGCUCGAACAGCAUAAGAUAACUUCGUCUGAUGCUUUAUUCACGCUAUGGACAAAUUUAUUUACUGUCUACUUUGUCUACAAUAUAUAUAUAUAUAUAUAUAUAUAUAGCCAUCUACUAUGUUAAUACAGCUACCUACGUUGUCUGUGGUAGAUACAGUCUCAUCUAUCAGCUUAGAUACAGCCUCAGUAACCUAAGAUGUCGGCCUUAAAUGUAAUCUUUUAACUUUGUGUUGUAGGCAAAUCCAAACUGCAUCGCUGUAGGGAGUCUCAAGGACGUAGAAGAAGUGGAUAUUUCUCGCGUGUUAAGUCCUGAACCUCUGCUGUGGGCUGAAGAUGAAGUUGAACGCGAACAGAGUGAUGCUCAGCGAAGAAGGUAUUUUCUUUAAACUAGGCAGUCUUGUUAAGUUUUUGAAAGGUUAUGUAGCAGUAUUGAUUUGAUGCUGAUUGCAAGGAGGUGUUGUAAACGCCUUCGAGAGAAGUUGGAAAUCUCAGCUAACGUAUUUACAUAAAGAUGUUGUAGCUCAAUAUCGCUUGUGACUGUGUCGGAUGGGUGUGGUGGAAAAGCAGUCAUUUCUUAACUGGAUCUGAAGGCUUUCUUCAGUUCAUUGUUGCCUUAAAAAGCUGCAAGUUAUUAAUUCCAGAUGUUUCAAUAAUGUUCUUUGCGUUGUUUAAGUACAUUAAUGCUAAACCAAGCACGCACAUUCUUAUGCGGUCACUGUAGUGAAAGCUCAGACAAUGAUACUCCAAUAUACCUCUUUGCUUGCUACUUACUGCAAUUCUUACGAAUUUUUUCUCGAACAUAUUGUACAGUUAAGCCCGUUUUCACAUACUAUUACAGUACCCCCUGACCGUUGGAAUCUUUUUAAUCGUUUACUUCAUUUUUUUUUCCAUUAUUUCAUUUAGUGAUGAGUCCGAUUUUAAUCAAACUGGAAAUAUCAGCCCUCAGAAGAGUACACCAGGUGGACAGUCUCUUCACUCAGGCACAGUGGUUAGUGCUGUCUCUUUCAUCGAUCCUGCUGAGUGUUCUGUCAGAGAUUUUGCUCCGCUGUUGAUACAAGUAACGAAUAGCGAGAAGAGAGGGCGACGUAUUUAAAAAACAAUAGAAGUGUAACAAUGUUGUUCCAACAUGUAGUAGAAUAACAUAACCUGUUUGCUACUUUAAAUCGGUGGGGAGGAGAAGUGAUGUUCCAAGCGGCUGGAACUCCUAACGUUAAAACGCCUCGAAGUUCAGGAAAAAUGCAAUCAGAGAGAAAGUUCUAAUUUUGUGUCAAGAAUCGCUGAAAACUAUAUACGUGUUUCUCAUUUUUGCAGCUAUUCAGGAGAACUGUGCAUGGUGUCAAACGGAUGGAUUCUCACCCUCAUCUCCCUUACUGUGAGUUUAAACAGAAGCUGCCAUCAUUUUCUAUUACUGUCUUAGAAUUUGAACCUGACAUGUGUUUGAUCUUUUUUCGUCGCAUAGACAUCUCCGGCUCUCAAGACGGAAGCAUUCGUAUGUGGGAAUUUGGUCAUGCGCAGGAGAUCACAUCCCAUCGUACAUCUGGUUCGUAUCAAAGAGUGACGAGAGCACGGUUCAGUCCGCAUGGAAACAAGGUAUAUUCAGGAUCUGUUUCGUAAUUCUCCCUUCGAGCUGCAACACAUUUCCUGGUAGAUAAGUUAAGAGAAUUUCCUGUUAUAUUAAAUGAACACCUUGCCGGCAAAAUUAUCUCAUCUCAUCACCAAUUCACUUUGAGGAGUUUUGGAAGUUGAAGGUUUUGAUGGUCUGGCUUUUGGCCGCUUUUUGUUAUAGUUUGCUUAUUUCAUGGGCUAGGCUGGAUAAAUACCAAUAUUUUACCUCGCGGAAUGUUGAAUAUUUUGAUCAUUACUGCAGGUAAUGAUUACCUGCAGUUUUUUCAGGCUUUAUAAUUUUACGUGAGAGGUUCACCAUUUGAAUGAUACACUCAGUGAUAAACAUCCAUGAAAAUUUUAAAAGAAAAUUGACUUACCAUCUUUGAUGAGACAUUGGAAACUUUCAUGAAAUCUUUCACGGUCGUCCCACUUACAGACUUGUUGUUACCACUCUGUUGUCUGCAUGUUUUGCAGGUCGGAAUUUCAGAUGCCAGUGGUCAGUUGCUUUUAUGGCAAGUUAGUAGUACAUCCACAUCUGCUGAUCCUUUUCUGGUAAGACUUUUAUGUUAACAGCUCUACCUGCUGCUCUAUAUGCGACCCAAAAAACAUGAACAUUAACCGUCGAUAGCUAAUCUCAAUUUUCUCGAAUUAUUCCAGACUCUAAAGUGUCACAAUAAACAGACCAAUGACUUUGCGUUUGUUGGCUCCUCGAGCUUUAUAGCAACGGCAGGACACUCCUCGGAUGGAAGGUAAGCUUCACAAUUACGUUGGUUUUGGCAGUUUUGUUGUUACUAUUGAAGCUUCGUAUAAACACGUUUCAGUUAGCUGUACCCUGGCAUCGAUUAGGUUUUCUAGAAUUUCCUUUCCAGCUUACGUAUUGCUGUAGCUUAUUUACGGAAUUGUUUUUCUUCCUCUCAGCAAUGUUUGCCUUUGGGAUACUUUAGUCCCUCAGCACAGUUCACUUGUUCAUGGUAAGACUCAUUUAAUAUUAAUUUUUUGAGAAUAAGUAUCUUUUUUCGCAUUUGUGAGCAGUACAAGAUCAAUACACGAUCAGUAAUUUGGUAAAAAAACAAACAAACAAAACAGAAACCCAAAAAAGAAAAAAAAAAUUUGCCGCGAACGUCACAGCCAAUCAGAACCUGCUGGUCACUCCAAGUGUGACUAGCCUGGUUACAAGUGUUUUCCUGCGCACGCGUGACGAGACCAAACAGCAUUUUCGAUGGAGACUGGGAUGCUUACAUGUAAAUUUACACCACAGUUGCAGUUUUGAUUAAUCGGAGCGUUUGAUAAAGUUUUCCUCUUUUAAUCCUUGUUCGACAGCAUUUAUUUGUCAUGAAAAUGGAGCGCCCUGUCUUGCGCACGUUCCUGGUCAGCAACUACUCAUUUCAGGAGGACGUAAAGGAAAUAUUUGUAUCCUUAAGUAACUCGCGAAAAACGUUAAAGCUACUAGGGAUGGCGAAGUUGGCUUUGUAUCGUUUGGAAGAGGUGACUGUUAUUUUAAAGUUCAACUGUUGACUUCCUUUCAUCGCCGGCUUAGCCUUCUCCAUAGAGAUGGGUUGGGUGAGAGCGAGAUCAUCACUUCAGUGAACUUCUACAGAGAAGCUGUCAGAUCAGGCAAUCUGAGCCGUGAUUCACUCAGACUUAAACUGAGCAAAUGGUGGUGUUUCGUAGAAAAGGAAUGUUAUAUUUAAAAUUUAAUGGUUCAGUAGUUUUUUCCUCUACCGCUAUACUUUGUUCCUGCUUUUUGUCCAUAUCCUCUCUUUGUGUUUUCCUCAUGAAUGUCUUAUGAAAGGUUUCGAAAACUAAAAUGAGCGUCCUUAACAGUUGUAAGGUAUAUUUGAUCUACGACAACGUCAACUGCGACACACAUUUUUAGCUCAUGAUGCGCCAGUGAAGAGCAUAGUUGUGGAUGAAAAUGAAGAAUUCUUCAUUUCAGGCUCUGAAGAUGGCGAUAUUAAGGUAUCCGUAAACGGAAUAACUUGGUUUGAGUACAAUCGUGUUUUAAUGAGACAGGCGCACUGGAAAAAUGUUUACUUUUGAAAUCAAUUUCUUCUUGUUACAGCCUCUCGCUUACUUCUUACCCGUCGCGGCGAAAGACACUUAGAAUUAUCAUUUUGUAGUCAUCAUUAGCUUAUGAUUAGACCUUUUAUGUAGAUUGGUUGUUACCAGUAUCCCUUUUUGCUCGUUUUGAUAUAGUUCGCGUCCAUCGGAGCAGCUAUGCGCGCGCACAAUUUUGAAGAACCAGACAACCAUUGUAAUUGGUUGGUUGUGGAAAUUAUCUUGAUCUUAAUCGGAACAGAAAGUUCAGGUUUCUGUAAAUAACUCACGGGGAUUACUUGUUUUCGUUCUUAGUCACUUCUGUACCGUUACUUUAUAGCAUUGCUUUCACAUUUCAGGUCUGGGGUUUGUCAGUACACGAAGAGUUAGAGUGUUACCCGAAAGAACAUGGCAAAGGGGCUUAUCUUCUCAAGUACGGGACUCAGGGUGUGGCUCUUAUGAACCUCCACAAUGGACAGUUGUUCUCUUGUGGGGGAGAUGGUACAGUGAAAUGGAGGCAGCUCUCAGUUAGAGAAACUAUUGUCAAUAGUAAACUGCUUUGA